AUGCUACCUGCAGAUAAACUAAAUGGAGAGAAUAAUGGAAUAAAGCAAAAAAAUUCAGAAUCCGGUGAACAAAAUAAUGGAUUAAUCAAUCAAGAAGACAUGGAAAAGCUGGAACUAGAGGAACAAACUAGUUCUGAAACUGAGGUUUUUGACUUAUCAAGAAAACACCCGGUAUCUGAUGAAGCCUCCCAUCAACACCUAAAUCAAAGCCACCCCACAAAUCUUUAUUGGCCAACUGAAAUCGUUACUGAAAUUCUCUCAAGGCUUCCAGUUAAAUCACUCUUGCGAUUCAAGUCUGUUUUAAAAUCUUGGAGUUCUUUGAUUUGUAGCCCUGAGUUUACCAAAUAUCAUCUAAGUUUAUCAGCUAAUAAUAACAAAGACUACACUAACCAUAGUGUUUUGUGGAGGAUAGCCCAACCAAAACUCAACCUUGAAGAAAGUCUUGUUAUGGAGGAAACUAACUUGGAUUAUCACAUGAAAAACUCUGGUAUAGCUUGUGUGAUUGAGGGUUCUGUAAAUGGAUUGAUUUGUCUUGUAAAUGAGGCAAAGGAAUUGUUUCGAUGGAACCCAGCAGUAACAAAGUAUAAGAAGUUGCCUGAUUUUAGUACUAAAUUGAAGGAUGAUGGUCAAUGCACAUUUGGUUUUGGAUAUGAUGAUAUUCAUAAUGAUUAUAAGCCUAAAGGACGAUUCUUGGCGAACAGUACAUUGUUCUCGGAGAGUGCCGCGGUUAAUUGGUUAAGGAAUUCUUUCCAACCUUACUUUGUCCGCUUUCACAAAAUGAACAAAGGAAACUACAAGAUCCAAGGCGGCAAAUAUUGUGAUUAUUGCAACUGUGCAAGUGAUGAUUUCUAUGAGUUCGAUUUUAUGUAUUCUGCAAAGGACAUAUAA
This is a messenger RNA of Capsicum annuum, 888 nucleotides long. RefSeq names its product F-box/kelch-repeat protein At3g23880-like. NCBI's taxonomy places the organism in Eukaryota, Viridiplantae, Streptophyta, Magnoliopsida, Solanales, Solanaceae. The coding region runs from base 1 to 888 and encodes 295 amino acids. The record is from RefSeq and is a predicted model, not a curated record. Gene Ontology annotation, molecular function: protein binding. The transcript is spliced from 3 exons.